Molecule: messenger RNA, 5424 nt
Organism: Pseudopipra pipra
Lineage: Eukaryota; Metazoa; Chordata; Aves; Passeriformes; Pipridae
Gene: PJVK
Product: pejvakin
Exons: 6
Coding region: 1898-2971 (357 amino acids)
Biological process (GO): programmed cell death
Cellular component (GO): cytoplasm
Source: RefSeq, a predicted model, not a curated record
GUACUUGUACUCCUGUUCUCAGUUCUGUGGCAUGAGGAUGAUACAAACAUCUGCUGCAGCAUUUAUGGUAGAUUAUAGGGUGUUAGACUAGCAGAAGUACCACGUAAACAUAUCAAAUGAAACUAUUCAUUAUCAAAAUUAGAGCUAGGAGCAGACUGAGUAUAAUGUAUGACCACAUACUGAGCAAGAAAAAUACAAAUACAUGUUGAAUAAACAGUGCCAGCUGAGUUUCAUUAUCUGUAGGAAAAAUAGUAUCCUGUCAAAUACUUAUAAGACAUAUACAGGAUUAAGCUAAAUCAAGAAUCAAUGGGCAUUUUUAAUUUUAGAAUUUCCUUAGCUUUUCCUUCCCUUUAAAACCUUUUCAGUUCUGUUAAUGUGUUUUGAUUGAGUAAAUAUGUACAGGGUUUUUCUGGUAGUGCAGUGUAAUAUGAAUUGCAUCCUGAAUUAGUUGCAUCAUUUCACAAGCUUUCAAUUCAGAGUCUAUAUAUAAUCAGACUUGAUUUUUCAGCCCCCUCUAGAGUAAGCAGAAAGCUCUGACAGCCUUUCAUUUUACCUUAGAUGGCUAAGGUAAUGUGCUCCUCCUUUUGCCUUUUUAUUGGACUUCCUGUUACUCUGAACCUUUAAGGAUGUUUAUGGAAGUAUUGAAAAAAACUAAAUUGAGACAUGAUAAAUUAUUAAAGAAGUGUUCGUUUUAUAAAAACAAUCCUUAAGAUGCUUUCACAUGAAAACCCUACUUCAGAAAAAAAAGCCAAUCAAACCCAUUGUUACCUGGCAACCAGGGAUAAUAUUGAUAUUGAUACUAAAGUGUAGCUUUAGAAGCUUUGUGGCUGAUGUUUUACUUGCUGUAACUGCAAAGGAGUCUCUGGAAGAAGUGCUACAAGGUUUAGCCAGUUGUAUGUUCACCACUCUUGCAAGAGAAUCAAGUCAUAUUGUUUACAUGAGGAUGAACCGGCUCCUGCUGCCUCCCUCACACAGUGCUCUCUACUAACUCUCUUUAUUUUCUUUACAAUUUUGUGUCUUUUUACACUAGUGCUUUCCCUCUUGGGUCCUUGAACUGCUGCUUGUUCCUAUAUCUAUAAUCUCACUUCUGUCUUCAGUUUUAGUUUUAUUAUUUUGCGUAAUUCUCACAAUUUAAUGAGUUUCUCAGUAGUCAAACACAUGCAGCUCAAACCUAGCCCUUGGGUCACAGACAGCUGAAUCCAUAGGAGAAUAAUAACAUAUGAUGAAAGCCCACUGCCAUUUCCCCCCUGCCCCCAGCCAUCUCUAAUCUUACACUUCAGCCCACCAUCAUAUUUACUCCCCAGCUGAGCUCUCACAGGUAGGUUAUGUAAGUGCUGUGAAAGGCAAUACCAUCUCAGCAGACCUACCAGAGUUCAUGAAUGUGUAAUUCCAGCGGUCUCCCGGAGCGUGUCUGGGCUGCUUUGUUGGUUGCAGGUAAAACACUAGAAUUCAGCUGCAGCAAGGACCCAACAAACAGCAAUAAAUCAAUAUCUCCUAAUGGGAAGCUAAGGGUUGGGGAACUUAGUCUUCUGUUUCUAUGAUUGCACAUUUUGAUUUCAGACAGUGGCAUUGAACUGCCAAGAAAAGGGCAACCAUUUCCCUAUCAGUUUACACUUGUAAUUCAUUAUUCAUUAUGCAGAAUUAGAGAGCUUAAUUGAAGGUCUUUGAGAGAAGACUCAAGCAAUACACCACAACAGUUUCGUAGCUAAGAUGCUGUUGAUUCUUUCCAAGUGAAAUAUACCUCAACCUAAAAAAAGGCAGUUUGACAGCAUUUUUUUUUUUUAAGCAUGUUAAUUUGUUUGAAAGAACAUUAUAAAAACAAUCGAACAUGGGCUUGAUGUCUGGAAGUUAAACAUGAUACAAAGCUUUUUAUUAUUAUCAUUACUAAUGCCAUAAUAUGUUUGCUGCUGCAACCAAAAACUUUGUUAAACAGGUUGGUGAUGGAGGAAGACUAGUUCCAGUGCCCAGCCUCAGUGAAGCUGAUAAAUACCAACCUCUGAGCCUUGUGAUUAAAAAAAGAAAAUGCUUGCUUUCAAAAAAGUCUAAAUUUGCUUCAACACCUUUCACGUUAAAAGACAUUCUUGAAGGGGAGAAAGAAAUUUCUGCAGGUGUCUCAUCUUACCAGUUGCUCAACUAUGAAGACAAAUCCGAUGUUUCGCUUAAUGGUAGAAGAGGAAAUCAGAUAAUGAAUGAUGUCGGUUUUGAUGUUGCUGGAUCAGAUUCUGUUGCCUUUAAAGCUUCAUUUGGCAUAGUGACCAAACACGAGGUUGAAGUACCAAGAUUACUUAAAGAACUUACUACAAGGAAAAUAAACUUCGACCAUUGUCUAGUCCAUCAAUUAAGAAAAAGUAGGAUGGAAAUUUUAUGCGUGGUCAUGGAAAGUAUUCGAACUACAAGGCAGUGCUCGUUAACUGUCCAUACUGGAAUGCGUGGAGAGACAAUGAGGUUUCACAUUAUUGAAGAUCAGAAUUGUAAAGGGCGGGACAAAGCCAUUGUUUUUCCCGCGCAUACAACUAUUGCUUUUAGUGUAUUUGAACUCUAUAUUCAUUUGGAUGGUAAUUUUGAACUCUGUGUGACUCCAAUUGCAAAAGGAGGAUUUGAAAAAGAGAAAUCUGGACCAUCUUCGCUGACCAAACUAAGGAGAUUAAAGAACAAUCUAUUUCAUCGAAAGAAAGGAGUAGUGGAAAUCAUUGCUAACUCUGAUCCUUACUUGGAGGACCUUUUUACAGAUUAUUAUGAUAAAGCUGCGAGCAUGACUGAUCUCUCUACAAGUUAUCUCAGAGAAGGUUCUCAUAUCCGAAUUAAUUUACUUAAUAACAACAUCCCCAAAGGUCCUUGUGUCCUCUGUGGAAUGGGAAGUUCUAAAAGGGAGACAGUCUAUGGAUGCCUAGAGUGUUCUUUUAAUGGACAGAAGUACGUACGACUGCAUGCUGUGCCCUGUUUUGACCUCUGGCAUAAGAGACUAAAGUAACCGAGCUAGGUAAGUGCCUGUUGUCACUGACAUAGGCAUAACUGUGCCACAAACUUCUCAGAGUUAGUAAAUAUGACUCGAAUGGUAAAAUGCAAAAUAGUGAAAGUGCAAAACAUUUUAUUACACUCUUCAAAUUCUUUGCUUCAGUCAAUGACCUUUUACUUUAAAACACCCUCAUGCAUUCCCUGACAUUGUUUUUUUAAUUUCUAGAGCCUUUUCAUGAUAAUGAAAAAUUUACUUAUAAACUGUAUUUUCAUAAUGUCAAAAUAUAUGCUAAAAGUUACUUGGUUUACACAAACUUGUUGUUAAACCCUCAAAAUGCUGCCUUUCUCUACACUGGCACAUGAUGGCUAAAUUAGAAUAUUUGUUAAUAAUUUAGUGUUCUCAUGAAUAAUUAAUUGUGAAGUAUCAGAUUAAAAAGCAUGCUAAAACUUAGCUCAGCCCAAUGUUCCAUUUACAAAAGGGAACAACAGAAACUACAGAUAGGAGUUUCAUAUUAGGAUGCCUUUGCCGUAUUGUCAAGUUUGUUUAGAUCACAAAAAAAGUACCAGCCAGUCCACCUUCUGCAUUUGGAUUUUAUGUCACAGCUGCUCAACUUUUACAUGUUCAGAAAAAAAUUGCUUAGCUGAAAAUAUUUUGGAAACUUAUGAAAAUAACAGAACUACACACUCCAACGAGACCUCAGGGGUGAAGGUCUUUAGCUGGCAUUCUCAACCACAGAAAAUUAAGCCCGUUGAGAACAGGAACACAUGAGGGCACCAGAGAGUUUUGUCCAGGUCUGGGACUGGGCAUGCUGUUGGGUAGGGUGCUGUUGACCCUCUCAUCAUGCUAUUUUAAACUGGCAAAGCAAAAAACAUUUUUCUACCUUUAAAGUUAUUUUAAGGAAAACCCAGGUGUGGAAGACUUUUCAGUUGUGCUGCCACUUUCACUGUGCACAACUGAUUAUUACAUGUUGAAAUGAAUACAGCCAUUGCUUUUCAUGUGAGAAGAGUAAAGCAUGUUACCCAAGUGUUGGGGUGACAUCUGCAUAAGUAAAACAGUUAAUGAGAUCCAAAUACUUUCUAUUAACUAUUGCUACUUCUUUGCAUUUUUCCAGGAGGGAAACCAGAAUGAUGCUCAAAUAAUUCCUUAUGUACAUAUAUAGUAUCUCCCAUCAUCUUCAUUCUCAUCUAAGGAAAUUAUGAUAGUGUAGAUUUUUAACUUGGUGCUGCUGAAUAAACACAAUAACAAUAAUUUUACUAAAUCAAAGUUUAAAAACUCACUAAAAAUACUGCUUUUUCAUCAACACCAAAUUAUUCAUGUUAAAAUUAUAUCAAAGAGGUUAUUUUAAAUUCCUUUAAAAACAUCUGUGUUUUUAUCUUCAUAUUCCAUAGACAGUAUUCAUUUAUUUUAAGGCCUUUUAUAGUUAAUUGCUGCAAAUGGCUGUUCCUUGAGAAGCUGGCUAGGAGCCUGCAGGGGUCUAACCGAGUUACAUUCCUGGGCUUCUGUUUCCCCUUUUAUUUAACAUGGGAUUGAGAAGUGUUCGUCAGUUAUGUCAACAGUUACCUGAUCCAUUUUUGUGUGCUCAAGAGGACAGAAAUAAUUAUUUUCAUCAGUAUUUUACACAAUGAGAAAGACUACUGAGCAAUACUGUAGAUCAGAACAUGAUGCAAGAACCAAUAAUAAAAAUUUUCCGAUUUUAUUUCUUUCUUUUGAAACAUGUAACAAUUUUAUUAGUUGAAUGUUCAAAAUUUUUACAGUCACCUUAAGAGAUAUAAAAAGAUGCCACUACGAAAAAAAUACAAAAAGUUCUGUGACAAAGUAUUAUUGUUUAGAAUUUAGUGUCCAGAAAACAGCCAAAGAUUUUUUAAGUACUUAGAGUUCAUCAUGCUGGUAGACGUUGUACUCCUUUGCUGAUAUGAAGCCAUCUCCAUCGUGGUCAUUCUUCUUAAAUAUGUCAGCUAAGAUUUCAUCGUGGGCUGAGGGAUGACGUUUUUUGCCAUCUCUUGCAAAUUCUUCUUUCAAAUACUGGCUUAUCUAGGAAAAAAAGAAAAAACUCCAACUGUUGUGAUUUUUAUGCCAGGAUUCAAUAGCUAUCUUUAAGGAUAUUUGGGGUAUACACCUAAGUUAUUGUGACUCCAGUGCAGACACAUCUACAGUUCAUCUACAGAAGUCUGAGACAUAUUAAUGUAUUAAAGCAAAUUUCAGCAUUGAACAGUGUAGCUUGUGUAAGCACACAGAUCAACUGCAGCAGAGGCAGCUCAUGUAAAGAUAAAACUCAUGAAACCAUACCUAUACUUUUAUAAAUUAUUUAUUUCAAAUUAUUUACAUCAUAUUACCUCAAGUUCAGAGAGUUUCUUGUCACCGUCCUUGUCUAUUUGAUUAAAUGCUUCAACACUACGAGGUCCCUUAUUUACUGCAUAAAGUUCAAUCUCAAAGAUCAGGGUUGCAUUGGGUGGAAUCUUGCUCUGUGC